Staurois parvus is the source of this 474-nucleotide messenger RNA. Lineage: Eukaryota; Metazoa; Chordata; Amphibia; Anura; Ranidae. The record is from the annotation of a GenBank genome assembly.
AUGGGCCCCCGUACCGCCUCCUCAUGCUGCUGCCAGGCCCGUAAUCUGCCAUGGGCCCCCGUACCGCCUCCUCAUGCUGCUGCCAGGCCCGUAAUCUGUCAUGGGCCCCCGUACCGCCUCCUCAUGCUGCUGCCAGGUCCAGAGUGUCUCAUGGGUCCCUGUACGGCCUCCCAUUGCUGCUGUCUCCAUCGCCACACUCUGCCAUGUGCCACUUUCAGGUCUCCUCACACUGCUGGUGGGUUCCAUUUUGUCAUAGGGUGCUGUAUGGCCUCCCAUUGCUGCUGCCUCCACCGCCACACUGUGGCUCCACACUCUGGUUUUGGCCCCGUGACUGCCCAAAUGAGUGAAGUGUGCGGUGAUUCUAAGAUCGACGGCACUCAUCUGCAUGUCAUACUGACUGACAGUAUUAUUUCUCUUCCCCAGCAGACUCCAAGGGCAUUUAAAUUAAAGGUACAGUGUUCUGCACUAAUAUAA